AUGCUUUUAAAGGCCGCCGCAAUUCUCUCCCUCCUCCCAUACGCUGCCGUAGCCGCGGAAGCCGGCUGGUCAGGCACCCUCUCGUCCCUUGACGGCGGACUCGGCGGCACCGUCAAAGUAGUCGACAACACGACGCUCAUGAUAUCCGACUACAAGCUCAAGGAUGCAUCUGCGCCGGCUCUGUACUGGUGGGGCUCGACGACGGACAACUUGCCGUCGGGGUUCCGCAUCAACAACGAGCAGGUCACCAAACCCGCCGCGGGCGACUCGAACACUAUAAAGCUGGACGCGGGCAAGACAGCGGCCGACUUCUCCGUCGUCGGCUUGUGGUGCGAGAAGCUCAACGCCAACUUUGGCCAGGCCACACUGACCAAGGACGGGAAGGCGAGCUCGAGCUCGGACGGGCAGAAGAUGAAGGGAGCCGCGACAUCGGGCAGGUCGAGCGGCUAUCCGGUGGCUGCGGCGGGCUUGCUGGUGGCCGCAUUGUGCCUUGCUUUGUAA
Hirsutella rhossiliensis is the source of this 501-nucleotide messenger RNA. RefSeq names its product electron transfer DM13 domain-containing protein. The record is from RefSeq and is a predicted model, not a curated record. The transcript has a single exon. The coding region runs from base 1 to 501 and encodes 166 amino acids. Lineage: Eukaryota; Fungi; Ascomycota; Sordariomycetes; Hypocreales; Ophiocordycipitaceae.